Molecule: messenger RNA, 2804 nt
Organism: Ceratina calcarata
Lineage: Eukaryota; Metazoa; Arthropoda; Insecta; Hymenoptera; Apidae
Product: dynein intermediate chain 3, ciliary-like
Exons: 11
Coding region: 1-2757 (918 amino acids)
Biological process (GO): cilium movement; outer dynein arm assembly
Cellular component (GO): outer dynein arm
Molecular function (GO): dynein heavy chain binding; dynein light chain binding
Source: RefSeq, a predicted model, not a curated record
AUGGAGGUGAAACGAGUGUACGUGAAAACUCGCGCCGAGUUUGGGAAGCAAUGCAUCUUCGAUCUGUACGGUCCAAACCUGGACGUGGAUCUCUCGCCGUCCCCUGCCCUGAUGCACGAUUAUAUCAGGAGGACUCACUGUCACGUAGGAGUGCAGCACUCGAAGCAAUUCGCGUUGCACCAGGCUCAAACCGAUCGGAAAGAGAUAAAAAACAGUGGGAUGUAUCAUUACGAAGGCGGUUGGCCUAAGGAGGUCAACCCGAAGGACGAGGAGGCCACGAUCAGAUUUCGAAGGAGAAUUGAAAAAGAUGACAAUUGGGCACCGAAAUUGCGGAACUUGUUCAACAUGAUGGAGCACAGUGUCCUUCAGAACGGCACCAUGGACAUUUAUGAACACUUUUUUGACGAUAUGAUACCCAAACCGCUGGUACAGCCUUUAGGUUUCAGGACUGUGAACGUGUAUGCAGAUCCGGAGAGGCCAAGAAGGCCCGUGACCUGCAUUUCCACGUCACCGGAUGGGGGUAGCAGGCUGGCGAUCUCCUACUGCUUCCUGGAUUACGGAACGACGCUAGAUUAUAGUAAAAGGGUGUACAUUUGGCAGGUCGAAAAUCCGACCGAGCCUUACAUGGCGCUCGAUCCCUUUACCCCGUGCGUGGCUCUCGAGUUUAAUCCGCGGGAUCCUUCCGUCCUUGCCAGCGGCCUUAUGACGGGCCAAGUAUGCAGCUGGGAUCUCAGAACCGCACACUCUCCCGUACAAUCCUCUCAUUUGCAAUUCAGUCACAGGGAAUUUGUUCAUUCGAUAAAAUGGAUAUCGACGAAAACGAAUACGGAAUUCUUCUCGGCGUCGACUGAUGGUCGGGCGAUGUGGUGGGACACGAGACGACUUCGGGAACCGAUCGAGGUGCUGGUAUUCGACCUCGACUAUCCAAACGAGCCACACAUGGACAGGGCCAUCGGUGUAUCCUGUUUGAACUUCGGCCCUAUGGUCGGUACCAAGUUCAUGUUCGGACUGGAGAACGGUACGGUGAUCACUGGCUCGAGGAAGAUGAAGACGAACGCAGAGAAACUCGCGGUCAGAUAUGAGACGCACUUUGGGCAAGUGUACUCGGUGGACCGCAAUGUGCUCAAUCCGUCAUUAUUCUUGACCGUCGGUGGAUAUCGGGCUCGUGUCUGGUCUGAAGACACCAGGGAGGGAAAUAUAUUUUCCACUCCAUAUUUAACGGAUUACCCAACGGCCGGUUGCUGGAGCAAGUCGAGAUACUCCGUUUUCUAUGUGACUACCAUCAGCGGACGCUUGUUGGUCUGGGACGCCCUGCAACAGCUACGAACACCUGUGUUCACGUUGCAAUUAUGUGACGAGAAGCUCACGGCUCUUUCGCCAUUCGAGGAAGGAAUUUUUGUGGCUUUUGGCAACAGCGUCGGCAGCGUGUACCUCGUCGAACCGACGGAAUUCUUUGCGUCGUUCGAAAAAAAGGAUAGGACACUCUUUUCAGAGUAUUUGGAGAGAAGUUCGAAGCUAACGAAGGCUGUGGACGUGCGAUUGAAGGAAAUUAAGCUGCAAAAGACGCAGGCCGAGUCGGAAGGAGCAACGGAAGUUUCGCGGAUAAAGGAGAGAAAGGUCACGAGGAGGAGCAUAACCAAGCCUAAAGACAAGCCUAGGGACAGCAAAACGUCUAAAGCGGACAAAGAGAAGGAAAAAAAGGAUAAAAUGCCUAAGAAGAUUCGAGAUGACUUCGAUCCAGAUCUCGUCGCCGCUGAGGCGAAAUAUUACGAAGCCGUGCAAAAAGGAUUGGAAGCAUACGCCGACGAAACCGAUCCGACGAUCAUCCCAGUAUUGCAGAUCCAAGUGGGCGUUAAGAAACCGGAGAAGAAAGCUAGAAGACUGUCCCAAUCGCAGGACGAAGACGAUAAGAAACACCAACACAAGGAGCAUAAAGUUAGGAAAUCAAUGAUUAGGAGGAGAACGCGUAGGACGAUAAAAUCGUCGAUGCGUGAGCCCGACCUGAUGGAUCAAGCGAAACUGAGCACGGCCACGGAGUCGGGGAUCAUGCUCACGAAGGAUGGGACAAAGAGAAGGAAGAAGCACAAGGCGAAGGUGGUGUCGACGUUACCGGUACCAUGCAAAGACGUGGUAUGCAAACCGACAGUCUGUUGCCGACUGAUGAGGAAACGUAAGAAAGCCAAGAGAAAAACGAAACUGAACGGGGAGAGCGGACCGGGCGAGGAAUUAGUCACAGAGGAGACUAGACCGCCGGCUCGAAUUAGGUACCGUAAGAGGAUGAGCAUGCUUAAACGGAUGCAAUCACCGCCGAUGGAACUCGCGAGUGAGGUCGCGCAGGCCAAAAAAGAAAUCAAAAUGUUAACGUACAGAGGACAAUUGAAGAGGAGUUUAAUAAUCCCGAAACACAAAAGAUUCGGUCAUCAUAAUUUUGUAUAUAAUUUCACGCGUAGAGUGUCCCAGGCGAUCAAAAGGAAAGUGAAGUACAGUUUUCCACGCGACGGGAUCAAGGGGCCCAAAGGGAGCGAGGACGUGUUGUCGAGCUCGCAGGAGGAGGAUAAGGAAAGAAAGCGGAAAGUUAUUCUGCAGCCGUGCACGAUCCCGAGAGGGAAGACCACCGGGCAACUGUUCUCGGAGAUACUGGGCAUCCCUACACCGGAAUUGACCGAGGAGAAGGUGCUGGGCAGGAAACUCUUGGACAGGCACCGCACUGAACGGGGCAGAGUUUUUCCACGAAUUUCGGAGUUCGGUCAACCUUAGUCGACUCCACUGCCAUUGCCAACGAGAGUCUCUGCCACUUCGCCGGC